This is a messenger RNA of Naumovozyma castellii, 1101 nucleotides long. It is a transcript of the gene RFM1, whose product is annotated as Rfm1p. Lineage: Eukaryota; Fungi; Ascomycota; Saccharomycetes; Saccharomycetales; Saccharomycetaceae. Bases 1 to 1101 code for a protein of 366 amino acids. The transcript has a single exon. The record is from RefSeq and is a predicted model, not a curated record.
AUGACAGAUACUCCCUCGUCAGAAACAUCCGUUUCCAAUUGGAACAAGCUGAUGCAAUUACAAGACCAAGAGAAUAAACUUACUGAACAGAUAAAGGAUAUCGUAUCUGAUAUUAAACCGUUAGAAUUUGAAUCGUAUUAUGAUUAUUUUAUUAUCCAUUCUUUCAAAAAGGGCGUCUCUGAAAGUGGGAAAGUGGAUAUCGAUGAUUUAAGGAGCAGAGAACAUGGGAGAUAUUAUAAGAGGAUCAAGAGAAGUGAUGUGAAUUCUAACUCUAAUUCAGUGCCACCUACUUCAAACAAUGACGAUAAUGAUCUGGAUUAUAUUAAUACUCGUAUAAAAAUUGAUCCCAAUGAUAACAAAUCAGAUGAAUCAGGCCCUAAUAGGAGAAGAACAAGAUCGCAAGCUAGUAGUGCACCCAUUGUCAACAUGAAGGAGACAGAUGAUGAUUCUGACAAUGAAGAUUUGGAAUCGUUAGAUUUAUCAAAUGAUGAAAGAUCAAACAGUAAUGGUAACACUUCCUCUGGCGAGUUAUCAAAAAUAAAUUCAGAUUUUGAAGAUGAAGAAAAUCGUAAUGUUGCUACAACGGAUAUCAUAUCAGUUGAAUUGGACACUCUACCGUCUUCUCCUGAUACUUCAGAUGAUGUGGAAGACAAUAUCGACAAAGACACUGAUGAAGAAAAUAAAGAGCUUCCUAAAAUUGAAGAAGAAACGGAAAAGAAUUUGGAAGAGAAGGAAAAUGGGAACGAUACAAAUGGUACACAUAUUGAAUCACCACUAGGUGAUUCUGCUGAGGAAAAGGCAGUGGGUGAACAUAUUGAGAAAGAGAAGGAACAGGAACAAGAAGAGGAGCACGAACUUGAUAUACAUGAUCUUUAUGAGUCUUUAGUACCAAAAGUAAAAGAUCCAGAAAGAAGAUCAGAUUGGAUACUACCUCCACGUUUUAGGUACAUCCCUGAGAAACAAAUGCGUACCAAACAUGUUCAUGAGACUGUAAAAGUAAAUGAAUUGGUGUCUAUGAAGAGGAUACGAAAAGUAUUAUCGAGAUUUGAGGGUGGUGUUGCCGGUGUACGUAAGAGAGAUUGGGAAUCUGACGAAGAAUGA